GCAUCCUCCGCUACCGCCACCGCUACCGGCACCGCACCGGCGGGCGGGCGGGGAGGGCCCUUUAUUCCCGGUUAUUCCCGGUUAUUUUCCCCCCGCUCAGCGGCGGAUCCCCCACCCGGGGGAGGGUCCCGCCCCCCGCCGCUGCGGCGCGGUGCAUCCGGGAGGGUCCCCGGGCCGCCCCCUCCCCUUCCCGGCUGGGUCCCCCCAUCCCGGUCGCUCUGGUGCUUCCUUCCAGUGGGCACAUCGAUCGGUUGGAGUUAUGCGUUUGACCUGCAAGAGCCACGCUGCCGGUGCUUCGGGGAUCUUGUGAGCUGGAACGGGAAAGGAGCCCGCCGGCAGGUGGAAUGGGGCAGCCAUGAACGGCGAUGCCCUGUGCCAGGAGCCCUCCUCCCCGCUCCCCGACUGGAGGGAGUUCUGCAAGCUGCACGCCCAGGCAGCCGCCGUGGACUUCGCCCAGAAGUUCUGCCAGUUCCUGAAGGAGAACCCGCACUACGACACCCCCGGGGCAGAGACCUCCUUCUCCCACCACUUCACCGCCAACUUCCUGGACAUCUUCAGCCUGGAGGUCAGCCGGGUGUUCGUGUCUGACUCGCCCACCAAGUACAACAUCGUGCCCUUCGUGGGGCUGCAGAACUGCCACGUCCCCUACGGGCGGGAGGUCGCCCCGAGGAAGGAGGAGACGUCCACGGAGUCUCUGGACAGCAUGGACGCCCCGCUGGGCGCCAGCCGCUACCUGACCCCGGCCCAGCAGGUGCAGGCGCACAAGGUCUCCUCCUACGGGCAGUCCCGCAGCUCUGAGGACGUCUCCAUGCACGCCGCUGCCAAGCCCAAGUUCAAGAAAGGCUUUUCCCUGAGGAACAUGAGCCUGUGCGUGGUGGAUGGGAUGAAGGAGAUGUGGCACCGCAAGUCCUCCCCGGAGCCGGGCGCCGAGGCGGCUCUGGGCGGCCGCAGGGCCGAGCGGGAGCCGUGGCCGGCGGGGGGCAAGGAGCCCGCGGACCCUCGGGAGAAAUGGACGCACAAGCUGCGCCUGUCCAAGGUGCCCUCGUCCAAGGUGGAGCUGGUGGACAUCCAGAGGGAGGGCACGCUGCGCUACAUGGUGGCCGACGACACGAACUGUGUGGGCAGCUCGCAGUGGCAGAAGUGCCGCCUCCUGCUCCGGAAAGCCGUGAAGGUGGAAGGAGAGAGGUUCCUCCUGGAGUUUUACGUCCCUCCAAAGGCUUCCAAACCCAAGGUGAGCAUCCCGCUGUCGGCCAUCAUCGAGGUGCGCACCACCAUGCCCCUGGAGAUGCCUGACAAAGACAACACCUUCGUCCUGAAGGUGGAGAAUGGGGCUGAGUACAUCCUAGAGACCAUUGACUCCCUGCAGAAGCACUCGUGGGUGGCUGAUAUCCAGGACUGCAUCGACCCUGGGGACAGUGGGGAUGACAUUGAGCUGGUGUCCUGUGCACAAGGAGCCUGCCUGCCAGGCAGGACAACCUCAUCCAGCUGCGAGUUCCUGAAUGAUGAGGCACCCAGGCCACCAGACAGAUGUGGCCUGCCCAGCACCCACAACACUGCCAUGGCCACGGCUGUCCCCGUGCCCCACGGCCGGGGCAGGGACUCCCUGGGGGAGCUCCUCACCCACGUCCCACUGGAAAGCUUCCUGCAGACGCUGGAAUCCUCCCCCACCGCCGGUGGGCAUCUCACAGGGGAGGACAGCGAGGCCGAGGCUGAGAUCAACCUGUCUGACUUCCCCUGGUUCCACGGGACUCUGUCACGGAUCAAGGCAGCGCAGCUGGUGCUCUUCGGGGGCGCCCGCAGCCACGGAUUGUUCGUCAUCCGGCAGAGCGAGACGCGGCCGGGCGAGUACGUGCUGACCUUCAACUUCCAGGGGAAAGCCAAGCACCUGCGCCUGUCGCUGAACGAGAGCGGGCAGUGCCACGUGCAGCACCUCUGGUUCCAGACCAUCUUUGACAUGCUGCGCCACUUCCACACGCACCCCAUCCCGCUGGAGUCGGGCGGCGCGGCCGACAUCACCCUCCGCAGCUACGUGGUGGCACAGAGCCCGCAGCCCGACACCGGCCCCCCGCCACCCCUCGUGCCACAGCCACCAAGCUGCCGGGCCGACCUGCCGCCGCCACACUACUUCUGCAGCACAGCACCCGCGGGCCCGCCGGUGCCACCGCCCGCCGAGGGGGUGGCCGUGGCCCCCCCCGUCCCGGCCCCCGCCCCCUACCACCGCCUGGAGGGCGCCCUGGGCCCGCGGAGCCGCAGCGACAGCGCCGAGCGCCGGCCGGAGCCUCCUGCCGCCAGCGCCGAGGACUACCACGAGGCUGACAGCGCCCGGAGCCGCACCCGGGCGGUGGAAAACCAGUACUCCUUCUACUGAGCCCCGUGCUGGGGGAGCGGGGCAGAGCCCCCUCACCGCUGCACCGGCCUCGCCACCCCUCCUGCGGCCGCCAGCCACCCAGCCGGGCUGUCCUCCUCACUCCCGGCCGCUUCUGGGCAGUGUCCCAGCACCGUGCCAGGGUUGGGGCAGUGCUGGGGGUGUGGGAGGCUGGAAGAGUCAGUGCCAUGUUAGAGCUUGCAGCCUCUGCUCCUUCCCUCCGGACCAAGAGCUCUGCCAGGGCCGAGCUGGGCUCCCUGCAUCUCCUCCUGGGUGUGGCCAUCGUGGGAUGGCACCUGAAGCUGAGGCAGGCUCCAUCCUCCAGCCAAAGCACCUUGGCAUGUCCCCUGUGGGGCGAGAGCUCAGCAUGGCCAACAUCCUUCUGGCACCACUGCCCUGCAAACCAGCUGCUGAGGGGCUCUGGUAUUUUGGGAUGAGCAUGGAAAUGUGAGCUCUCCAUGCAGAGACUCUCCUCACACACAUGGAUCACUGAGAGGGUGCCGCUGCAGAGCCCUGAGGGUUUAUCUGGGCUGGCUUUUGGGCUCCUUCUGGGGCAUGUGUUUCCUACCCUCUGACAGAAGAAAGUUUUUGUCCAAAGGUCAAUGAAUUGCAUUCAAGGAAGGGUUUUCCUGCUGUCCUGCCUUUUCUGUUCCUCUGUUUCCUUUCUCUCCUUGCUGUACCAGCAGAGAAUCCCUGGAUAACCCUUUCUUCCUCCCUCUCUUCCUUGAUUUUUCAAAACCUAAGCUCUCCACAAGGGCAGCAGCCUUCUGCCUACUCUCUGCCACAGCUGGGCAAUAUUUUCCAUUGCUCAAGGCAAACCUUGGAAAAUAAGCAACACCUCCUCUUUACAUCAGUUUUUGAUCAUUCAGGAUGUCUCAGGGGUCAGGCAGAGCCCAGAGACUGUGUCCAGAGGUGAGGGACAGCUUUGCCUUGCAGGUAAAAGCAGGUGUUCCUGCUUGGCUGGACUCCAAACAAAAACACUACAUUGAUUCUUUUCCAACAGGCCAUGGAAGCCCUGAGAAUGGUUUUACAGGCCAGGGUUUGUGCCUCAGGAGGGGUGAGAGACCCUCCAGAAGGGCAGCUUUGCUUGCAAAGUGUUUGCACAUCCCCCUUGGUUUGGCUGACACAGCUUGUCUUACCCAGGACUCCUGGCAAUUAGAAAAACAAAC
Oenanthe melanoleuca is the source of this 3534-nucleotide messenger RNA. It is a transcript of the gene SH2B2, whose product is annotated as SH2B adaptor protein 2. NCBI's taxonomy places the organism in Eukaryota, Metazoa, Chordata, Aves, Passeriformes, Muscicapidae. The record is from RefSeq and is a predicted model, not a curated record. Bases 356 to 2368 code for a protein of 670 amino acids. Gene Ontology annotation, biological process: antigen receptor-mediated signaling pathway; intracellular signal transduction. Gene Ontology annotation, cellular component: plasma membrane. The transcript is spliced from 11 exons. Gene Ontology annotation, molecular function: transmembrane receptor protein tyrosine kinase adaptor activity.